Molecule: messenger RNA, 733 nt
Organism: Daucus carota subsp. sativus
Lineage: Eukaryota; Viridiplantae; Streptophyta; Magnoliopsida; Apiales; Apiaceae
Product: large ribosomal subunit protein eL28y
Exons: 4
Coding region: 129-560 (143 amino acids)
Biological process (GO): translation
Cellular component (GO): ribosome; cytosolic large ribosomal subunit
Molecular function (GO): structural constituent of ribosome
Source: RefSeq, a predicted model, not a curated record
AUUUUUUCAAAAAAAAAAAAAAAACCUCGCAGGAGAAUAUAUAAAUACUGAGAAUUUCACCACUAUUGAGGUGCAAGCCGUCGAAGCAAAACCCUAGAAGCUCCAACCUCUCUUCUUCCGGAGUGAAAAUGACAACAGUGCCUGGACAAUUGAUAUGGGAGAUCGUGAAGAGGAACAAUUGUUUUCUGGUGAAAGAGUUCGGCAAUGGAAAUGCUGGCGUCCAAUUUAGCAAAGAGCCUAACAAUCUCUACAAUCUCAACUCUUAUAAAUACUCUGGGCUAGCCCAGAAGAAAAAUGUUACUAUCCAGCCAGCUGGUAAAGAUCAAGGUGUCUUACUUGCUACAUCAAGGACCAAGAAGCAGAAUAAACCAGCAAAUUUGCUUAACAAGUCCAUCAUGAAGAAGGAAUUCCACCGCAUGGCAAAGGCAGUUUCAAACCAGGUGGCUGACAACUACUAUAGGCCAGAUUUGAAGAAAGCAGCCCUUGCAAGGUUGAGUGCUGUAAACAGAAGCCUCAAGGUUGCCAAAUCUGGUGUGAAGAAGAGGAACAGACAGGCUUAGGUCUGUUACCGGAAGUGGUGUUAAGUGAUGGUGGCCAAGUCACCGGUUCAGCUCAUUUGUUUUUUAAAACCAUGGUAGACUUAGUUUGAAGAUGAAAAAAUUGAAUCAGAAUAUUGUCCUCUCAUUGAAAUGUUCACUGUUGGUUUGUUUAAGCUUUAAAGAUUUUGUGACCA